GUACUCUCCUGAUUUUUGGAGGCAUCAUGUUGAACCUGGUGCCUUCCAGCAUGUUGCUGUGGCCUGUCAGCACCAAAGUGCCUCGGGAAUCUGCUGAAAAUCAACAGCUGGGAUCUUCAGAGGCACAGAAGGAUCCAGAAACUCCUGGUGGAUGUUCAGAUGGAAGCACUCCCAGGGAAUUACAGCUUCUCCACGUACAGGAGGCUCCCACCACGGAGAGACUCGUGAUGCCCCAUGGCAGAGAUGUCUCUGACCCAGCAAAUCCAUCCUUGGGAAGGCUCCAGAAACCCAGCCCAGAGAGCCCCUCCCCAGAAACACCCACCGAGGCCAGGAGAAGCCACAAACCCCUUGCAGCCACCAAAAAGGAACCUUCUCAGCCUCUCCUGGACUUCUCCCCGCUGAAGGAUCCUGUUUUCUUCAUUUUCACCUGGUCUUUCCUGUUCAGCCACCUGGCUUAUUUUGUGCCUUUCUUCCACCUGGUGGCCAGAGCCAGGACAUUGGGCAUGAGCAGCAGGGAUGGCUCGUACCUCAUCGCUGUGGCUGGUAGGCAAAGGCACCCUCACCCCCCCUGCUCACAGAGAAACACCUCCAACUCUGCCAAAAAAUGCUCCCGGGUUCGUCCUGGGAUGGAUCCUCCUGGCAGAGGCUCAGCCCUCAUCCCUUUCUGCAGCACAGAGUCACCUCCUCUGCCCCCACCACGGUGCUGGGUGAUCCCACACUAA
Ficedula albicollis (Collared flycatcher) is the source of this 722-nucleotide messenger RNA. Its product is annotated as monocarboxylate transporter 5-like. The annotation marks the transcript as partial. Gene Ontology annotation, biological process: monocarboxylic acid transport. The transcript has a single exon. The record is from RefSeq and is a predicted model, not a curated record. Gene Ontology annotation, molecular function: monocarboxylic acid transmembrane transporter activity. NCBI's taxonomy places the organism in Eukaryota, Metazoa, Chordata, Aves, Passeriformes, Muscicapidae.